UUAAUGAACCCUUGAGCGCCCAUUGGUUGGUUAGAGUAAGGGGCGUGGUUAUGAAGCGGGUUGUUUGUUUUCGGAAGUAGCCGGUUCGGUUUUGACAGGCGGGCGGGCGAGAAAAUAAAAAAGAGCCAGACUGUGGUGGAAGAUGGAGAAUAAGAGAGAGCGGAGAGAGCCUGCGGGAGAAGGAGCCCUGGCCAUGACAGAGCGGGAGGAGAAGGCUGCUGACAGGGGCAGACAGGGCGCUGCAAGAGCUCGCUGGAAAAUGCUCGGGCAGGCGCUAAGAAGGAAGUGUGUGGAUGAAGACAACCUGCAGAACGUUUCCGUAAGAAGAUUUAAUUCCUUCCAACUUUUCUCAAUUACUGAAAUAUCAAAAGAGGAAAAAGAUGGUGACCACACCUGGAUGAAGUAUACAAGUAUCUUAUAUCCCCAGUACAGUGUUUGUAUAAGGCAAAACUGCGGAGCUUUAAAUAUCUCUGACAUUCUGACGAGUUUUGACAACACUGGAAACGUGUGUAUCUGGCCCUCCGAAGAGGUAUUGGCCUACUAUUGUCUCAAACACAAAGACUUGUUCAGGGACCUUGCUGUGUGUGAGCUAGGGGGUGGCAUGACAUGCUUGGCUGGUCUCAUGGUUGCAAUUUCUGCGGAAGCAAAAGAAGUUCUCCUGACGGAUGGUAACGAAAAGGCUGUUACAAAUGUGUCACACAUCCUCAAGAGACGUGAAACUACGGAGGGCUUUAAAGGACGCUUGAUAUCCACUAGCGUUUUACGAUGGGAUAAUGAGACAGAUGUCUCUCAACUGGAAGGACAUUUUGACAUUGUUAUGUGUGCCGACUGCCUGUUUCUGGACCAGUACAGAGCUUGCCUUGUUGAUGCAAUAAAGAGAUUACUCCGGCCCAGUGGGAAAGUGCUGGUAUUUGCUCCACCGAGAGGGAAGACUCUAAACCAGUUUUGCAAUCUAGCAGAAGCGGCCGGCUUUUCUAUCCAAAGAUGCGAAAAUUACGACGAGCACAUCUCCGACUUCCACUCCAAGAUUAAGGAGGAGGAUAGUGGAGCUUAUGACCCAGACAUCCAUUAUCCAAUACUACUCAUCCUCAAGUCAAGAUAGUGAAGUUUCUUCUGUGCAAAACGGAGUUAUGUUUUUUUUUUUUUUUUGUCUUACAACACACAAUAAUGGCAUUUUAUUUAGUUUGCUUUUUUUGUUUGUUUUUGUAUUGCACAUAAAAUAAAGCAUUUGAUGACUUGUUCUAG
Molecule: messenger RNA, 1245 nt
Organism: Hyla sarda
Lineage: Eukaryota; Metazoa; Chordata; Amphibia; Anura; Hylidae
Gene: CAMKMT
Product: calmodulin-lysine N-methyltransferase
Exons: 11
Coding region: 143-1102 (319 amino acids)
Cellular component (GO): cytoplasm
Molecular function (GO): calmodulin-lysine N-methyltransferase activity
Source: RefSeq, a predicted model, not a curated record